Molecule: messenger RNA, 2675 nt
Organism: Aspergillus ibericus CBS 121593
Lineage: Eukaryota; Fungi; Ascomycota; Eurotiomycetes; Eurotiales; Aspergillaceae
Product: ferric reductase family protein
Exons: 7
Coding region: 227-2533 (768 amino acids)
Biological process (GO): iron ion transport; copper ion import; intracellular iron ion homeostasis
Cellular component (GO): plasma membrane
Molecular function (GO): ferric-chelate reductase activity
Source: RefSeq, a predicted model, not a curated record
CAGUCUGUUUCGAUUUAGACAUCAAUCUGGACCCCCACCCGCCGCUUGCUUGUACCAUCCAAUUCCCCUCUCUGGGCCACGUGGGGCUCGAUGUUCCUAGCCCCUGGUCGGACUCGGACGGAUCCUGUGGGCAAAUCCGUCAUGCCCCACUGGCAGCCUCUCCAAGCGUCGUCGCUCUCUGCCUCUUCCCUUCUGUAUCCAUCCCCCUCCAGUUGCCAUCCCAGCCAUGGUGCCCCUCGGCUGGCUCUUUCUCCUCGUUUACUCCGGGCUGGCCUUGGCGGGCCGCCCGCGAACCGACGAAGGCUGUGUGACGGCGGUGUACACCGCCCUGAGCUAUCUCUCGUUUGCGGGCGAGCCUGCGGACGGUUUCUGGGAGACGCGCUGCCAAAACCCGCUCCAGGUGACCUCCAUCUAUGCGGCCUCUGAUGUCUAUUGUACUCCUGAUGAGGAAACCACGGGGACUGCUCAGCUGGAAGGAUUCUGUCGGGAAUUCGGCAGAAUGGACUUGAUUCCGCGCGCCCAGCUAGCGGAGAAUCUCACUCGCCAUGCGCUCAGUCGGAUGCCGGUCGUCGAUUAUCUUGAGAUCUCGCGGUCACAACGUCUUCCAACGCCGGUCCUGAUCUCGCCAUCUUACUAUCGUCGGACUUUCGAGACUAUUGAUACUUGGCAAUUUGAGGUGUGGUCGCACAAUGCAUUCGGCCUCGCGGGGUACGCCUUCUGGGGCUCGAUCUUAGUAGCGGGGAUUACCCAUCGCCUGGUGCGACACAUCUUACACUCGCUGGACGUUCGGGCGGGACAAUGGUCGCGAUCACGAAUCAGAUGGCUAUGGAUACCGUUGGAUGGGCUUUAUCACUGGCUGCAGACUCACCUGGUGGUCUCUUCGCCGUUGUCAUCGUCACGGCGGCAGCUCCUCUGGUGGACGUUUCCCACGCGCAUCGAAGCCGUCACCAUCCUUCUGUUCUGGGUGCUGAGCGCUGUCUUUUGCACCUUGGGAUACCGGGCGGUUGAGGGGAAUAUCUAUUGGCCCUCGAUCUCGUCCCAAAUUCUGCGUUAUGCCGCUGAUCGGACCGGUGUUUUGUGCUUUGCCAAUAUUCCUCUGGUAUGGCUUUUUGCCGGACGCAACAACAUUUUUAUCUGGGCAACCGGCUGGAGUUUCGCGACAUUCAAUUUGUUUCACCGACAUAUUGCCUGGAUCGCUACUCUUCAGGCUGUCUUCCAUACUCUUCUUUAUCUGGUGAUUAUGUAUCAAAAAGGCAAUAUCUUGAAGAAGCUUCGAAAGCCGUACCUAGUUUGGGGAACUGCAGCGACCGUGUUGAUGGUGUUGGUUCUGCCAUUCGCAGUGCAGUGGUUUCGCCAUCGACUAUACGAGACCUUUCUUUUCAUCCACAUUCUCUUCUCCCUAGGACUACUGGUCGGUUGCUUCUAUCAUACGAUCAUCUUCGAGGGUCACGAGUACUGGAACUAUCUGUGGCCUGCAGUCGUGAUCUGGAUCCUCGAUCGAUCUCUCCGGUUAGUUCGGCUGGUCUAUUGCAACCUCCACGUACGACUCAACAAGGGCAACCAAGUACAAUGUACCAGCAGCUCUGCGACAUACGAUCCAGCAGCCGACGUCAUCCGCCUCGAAGUCACACCAGGAUCAUCCAUGAUAUGCUCAACUCCAGGGGACUUCUACUACCUCUACCAAUCCUUCCGACUCACCGGCUGGGAAAGCCAUCCAUUCACCCUGGGCUACUGGUCCUACGAGACCCGCUAUCAAACACCCCAAACCCCCCGCGUGUCCAAAGACGACCACACUGUAGACGUCACGCAAGUCCCCCUUCUCUCCGACUCCUCAUCCGGAUCAUCCAACACCCCCGACGAAAUGCAACUCAAGCACACCUCCGACCAACACGACCUCAAAUUCAUCUUCUGGAUCCGCCCAUACGACGGCUGGACGCGUUCCCUCCGCCAACAAUGCACCCAAUCUCCGGAUCUCACCAUCAACAGGGCCAUCCUCCUCGAAGGGCCCUACGGGAAUCACUUCCCGCUGUGGAACUACGAAUCCGUCCUUCUCAUCGCCGGCGGCACCGGCAUCGCCGCCGUAGUUCCCUACAUCCAAGACCAUCUCCUCCGUUCAUCUUCCGAUUCAGAGCAACCCACCACACAAACCCGAGAAAUGCACCUCAUCUGGGUAACCCGCCAAGCCCCCUUCAUCCACCAAAUCGCCACCCGCGAACUCGCCCCCGCUCUAGCCCGCGAUGACUUCCGCGCCUCAUUCUACACGACUGCCCCAACAUCCACUCCCACGGACGACGCCCCCGCCCCAAAUCCCUCCCCCGGUCACGAAAACAAAAUCGAGACACUUCACGGCCGACCAGACCUCGAAUCUAUGAUCUUAGACCACGCGCAGGAAGCCCAACUCAGUGAAUCGUCCGCGGCCGUGCUGGUGUGUGGGCCCGUGGCGUUGGCGGAUGAGGCGCGUGCGGCGGUGCAUUUGGCGAUGAGACGGGGGUAUCGGCGGAUACGGUUCGUGGAGGAGUCGUUUAGUUGGUGAUGGUAUGAUCAGAUGUCUCGGUAUGAUAUACUUGGUUACGAAUAUGGAUAUGGAUAUGGAUAUGUGAAUAUUUGGGGCCUUGUGGCCCAGGUACGUAUGUUGUGCAUGACUUGCUUGAAUAGAAUUAUGUCGAUAGCUCUUG